Messenger RNA from Letharia columbiana, 1545 nucleotides. RefSeq lists its product as uncharacterized. The coding region runs from base 1 to 1545 and encodes 514 amino acids. The record is from RefSeq and is a predicted model, not a curated record. The transcript has 2 exons. Lineage: Eukaryota; Fungi; Ascomycota; Lecanoromycetes; Lecanorales; Parmeliaceae.
AUGCCAUCAACCACGUUCCUAGCCGAAGAGGGUCCAAUGACCAGACCAAGGUAUCCAAAUGAGGAUGCAACACAAGGUCCCUUUUCCUUCGGAGACAGUGGUUUCCGUAUCAACGACACCUUUCGCGAAAGUGGAAAAUGCCUCAAAAGACUCCUUUUCCCGGAAUCUCUGAAGAGUGAGAAGGCCAGAAAGUCGGCCCGAAAUGAUGCUAGUAUGAUUGAUAGACCCUGGAUCAAGGCUCAGUUGCAGCAUUAUGGAAUCGACUUCAGUCCCAAUAUUGACCCCUUAAAGGCGAAAGCUCUACUGCUUACAAGUGUCGCCCAUGGGCUAUGCGAUGCGGUUCCACCCCAAGUUCUCAAGAUCAAGUCCACCCUCAAGGAACAAUACAAGAGCAUGAUGGAGGAUUACCGUGACAGAAUGAAAGCGUUUUGUGCUCAAGAGCUACCAAAACGAAUCCAAAAAUUUGAGGCUUCCGCAACUCCGACAGAAGAAGUAAAGUGUGAUGCGUCGCUCUUCCUUUGGAAAUACUUUCUCGACGGGGACGGCAAUCCAGACCGGACCAAGACACCGGAUUUGAUCCUGCUGCCUGGGUAUACCGAUAAAUCUAUGGCUUUGACAGGGAGAGUAGAGCGAGUUUGCGGUCUGCAUGUGGCAGAUGGAGGAUUGGGAGGUGCAAGUAACGUAAUGGUCGUUGGUUGGGACCGAGCAAGGGUCAAUAACAAGGCACACCAAAUCGAUAUGCGACAAUCUCCUGGACGUGGAAUUCUACGUUCAAAUCAUGAUUGGGAUCGACAGAUGAUGAGCCACCAUAGAUAUGUGGAGGAACUUCAUAAUCGAGCGAGGGUUCUUAACCCGAAAGCCGGCAGCUCGUUCGAGACACAUAAUCUCAUCGGGAAAUAUGUCGUGAAAUGCGAGGCCAUCCAGCACGACUGGCCAUUUCUUUCAAAGCAGCUGCGUCUACGAACUAUCCGGAGUGGACGACUGGCUAUCUUCGACCUUGGAAUUGUUUUUGGCUUGAUGGUGCUCGGUAAAACGCAGGAAGAUGUUACGAAGCUAUUACAAGAUGGAGAUUGGGACACUGACCCCAGUGAUGCGGAGAAUACCGACGACGAGAGUGAUAGCGAAGACAUGAGCGGUGAUGAAGAGGGUAGCGACGACGAGCGAGCAGCCGGACGUAGCAAGGACUCGGAUUACAAUACGGGCGGCGAGCCAGACGAUCCUAUCGACACAGCUUUAGACGCGCCAGCAAAGCGUCAGAAGAUCGAGAGUAGCCAUCCUCGCCAGCUGUACUUUCAAUGGCGUGGGUACAACACCAUGUCAGGUGCCGUUCAAUUUGACCCUCAGGGUCGCAACACGGGAUACCUGGAUUUUGCGAACGAUAACGCGACAAUCUUUGAAGGAAACAUUCUGAUGGAUGCCAUGGGAGGCGAGAUAUCAUUUCAAGGUUACGGAGUACCUGGGCUUUCUGGACCAUUGACGAUGAAUUGGAAUGCACUCUCGCAUCUUGCCGCCGAGAGGGCAAAGGUCCAGUAUUAUAUGUGGUAA